AUGGUGAGGAGGAGGAGCCGCAGCCGGGAUUGGGGGCCGCCGGCGCCGCCCGUCUGGCCGGGGGGAGGCGGCGGCAGGAGGAGGAGCGGCGGCGCCGGCUGCAGCGAGCUGGCUCGGCUGCCCCUGAACAUGGCGGCGGCGGAGGCGGCGGCUCCUCCGGCCGGCGGCGGGGGCUGCUCGCCGGCGGGGGGCAGCGGCUCCGUGCCGGUGCUCUUCUGCUUCUCGGUCUUCGCGCGGCCCUCGAGCGUGCCGCAUGGCUCCGGCUACGAGCUGCUCAUCCAGAAGUUCCUCAGCCUCUACGGGGACCAGAUCGACGUGCACCGCAAGUUCGUGGUGCAGCUCUUCGCCGAGGAGUGGAGCCAGUACAUCGACCUGCCCAAGGGCUUCCUGGUCAGCGAGCGCUGCAAGGUGCGCCUGGUGCCGCUGCAGGUCCAGAUGACUACUUUGGGCAACCUGACACCCUCAAGCACUGUGUUUUUCUGUUGUGAUAUGCAAGAACGAUUCAGACCUGCCAUCAAAUACUUUGGUGAUAUCAUCAGUGUAGGUCAACGACUGCUCCAAGGUGCACGGCUCUUAGGAAUUCCAGUUAUUGUAACUGAACAGUAUCCCAAAGGUCUUGGCAGCACCGUACAAGAAAUUGAUUUAACAGGAGCUAAACUUGUACUUCCAAAAACAAAAUUUUCAAUGGUAUUGCCAGAAGUAGAAGCAGCAUUAGCAGAGAUUCCUGGAGUCCGCAGUGUUGUCUUGUUUGGAGUAGAAACUCAUGUCUGCAUCCAGCAAACGGCAUUGGAAUUGAUUGGCAGAGGUUUGGAAGUUCAUAUUGUAGCUGAUGCCACCUCAUCAAGAAGCAUGAUGGACAGGAUGUUUGCUCUUGAGCGUCUUGCUCGUACUGGAAUUAUAGUUACUACCAGUGAGGCUAUAUUGCUGCAGCUGGUAGCUGAUAAAGAACAUCCAAAAUUCAAAGAAAUCCAAAAUCUUAUUAAGGCAAGUGCCCCUGAGUCGGGGCUCCUUUCCAAAGUUUAAAGAGGACAUGGUGGAAGAGAAUUGUGUUGUCAUCUUUAAGGAUGAAGGAAAGCUGUAAGCGCACAUGAACACAUUCUUUCACACAAACUCUGGCAGAAAUGUAAAAUUGACAUAUUUGUGCUUGCCUUAGCAAAAAUUGUUUGGUUAUACUUCUCAGUGCCGGUGUAUUCUGUUCAGUCAGAGCUGUCAAAAGCUAUCAAUACCAUAGGACCCUUUUGUUGUCAGAUCUCCUAUUUAUUAAAAAAAAAAAAAAAGGUGCCUGCUAGUCUACUCUAUACCCACUGAUUGUAACAGCUCAAAAAAGUGCAUAUUUCUGUGAAACCUCUUCAUUUUACACUUUGUAAAAAUGUAUUGUGGUAUUAUGUACUUUUGUAUUAAUAGAAGAUAACUAUGUAUUGGAUAAAUGUGAUGUGAUAAGCUCUAAUGAUCUACAUAAAUGAAACUGUUUUAAUAGAACAUAAUUUGAAAAUGAAUAAGAUGUGGACUCUGUGCAUUUUUGUUCUUUAGGGUAAAAUUUAAAUGCUUUGCUUCUUCAGUAGACAAGACUCAUAAAUAAAGCCGCAGUUGAUGUUUGAUUGCUUUAGGUAGCUGACGCCUGCAUCAUGAUUUUCGGUUAAGCUGAACUUAGCCGUACAUAUUAAACAACAAUUUUUUUUAUUGUGAUCUAUAUAAAGGAUUGGUAUAAAGUCAUUCAGAACUAGCAGAAGAUUACCAAAGGUUUAAAUAAAUUGCCAACUCUAAGCAAUUAAAGAACAAAAGCUUUUCGGCUUUUAAUACCAAAUCUAGUACUAUAUUUAGAUUUCUUUUUUUUCAUGGUUAGAUUUAAUAAUCUUAUGGCCAGGCAAGCUCUGAAACAAACCUCACCUUCUCUAGGUACAUGCAUAGUUCUGUAGACUGCAGUUGGGUGGAGGCUGAAUGGAAUCUGACUGAAAAGCAUUGUUCAGAAAAAUAGCAUCUGUAACUUGUUGAUAUAUAUAUUUUCUAUCUGGAACCAAACUUUUAACACAUGACUGUUCAUAAAGGCACUUUCUUCAUGUUCUAAUGGCUUAAAAAUAUUAUAUAAAGUUUACAGUGCAACUGUGACAUUUAUUUUUUUAAAAGAAUUCUAGAAGAUGUCAUACUGAACACUGAUCUCUUUGGUAGAAAACUAAUUACAAUACAUAUAUUGUUUUAAAUUGCUUGUUUUCCCCACAAGAUGGCUCUAAAAGAAUUGUUUCAGAGAGUUAUAACCUUUAUAUGUUCAAAGCAAAUAAAAUGUUAAUGUUUACUGUC
Molecule: messenger RNA, 2295 nt
Organism: Dromaius novaehollandiae (emu)
Lineage: Eukaryota; Metazoa; Chordata; Aves; Casuariiformes; Dromaiidae
Product: isochorismatase domain-containing protein 1
Exons: 5
Coding region: 1-1023 (340 amino acids)
Cellular component (GO): cytoplasm
Source: RefSeq, a predicted model, not a curated record